UAAUUAAGCGUAUGAACGAAGUUUCAACACACAUCUAGAGUCUAGAGACAACAAUAAUCCUAAAGCUUGAGUUGAAUAGUCCCUCUAUGAAAAUCUUUAUGGGAGAAAACAAAUGGGACCAUUAAGUUUGGGGUUAGAAAGAAAAAGUAAAUCACACAUAUCAUGCGGGUAGCUUUACAGUUCAUUUGGAACAUAUUUAGUCCGGUACGACGAUACCAAACCAUAGCAACCAAUUCCAAUGGUCUUUGUUCAAACCAAAUUAAUCAAAGCUGCUCUGCUCUCUUCUCUUUCACCAAUCUCAAGAUUUCCCAUAUUGUUCUAUAUGUAAUAAGAGCUUAUAAGACAAUUAACCACACCCUUUAAUUAAUCAUCAUCUUCUUCCUUGAACUUCAUCCAUUCAACUAGCAAAACAAACUACAGGAUUUCAGCUGCUAUAAUGAACAUAGACAAGAAACAGUCUUUCUUGAGUGAGGAGGAAGAAGUAUUGCAGAUUGGUAAAGCAGAAUCUGUAAUAUCAAUCCCUCAGGGCCAGAGUUCCUCUGGAGGAAAAACAGGAGAAAUAACACAAGCUACAAGUGGAAAGAAACCAGACAUUUCUCUGGAAAUACCUCCAAAAUAUAAUCAGCCAUAUGAAGGUAGUGAGCAAAUUAGGAUGCGUUUGACGCCUACCCAAACUGGAAAGAAAGUUAAUUUCCAUUUGAAUUCGAAUCCUUCUUCUGAUAAGAAGGUACAUGGAUCUCCAGGCCUGUUACCUCCAAGGGUCAGCAAAUCAUCUUCAUCAUCCAAACGGAACUUACUGCCCAAACUCAACUUCAUGUCCAAUAAUAGUGGCUCUAAUCACUUGGAAAUGGAGAAACCAAGCCCAGACAAUGAAUCGGGUCAAGAAGAGAAUAAGGUAUCAAUUUCGAGAUCUUGGUCUCUGUCGAAAAUGUUUGCGCCGGGAAUAAGGAGGACAUCUUCUUUACCCAUUUCUAAGAAUGGGAAAUUGAUGUCCGGUGGGGGAGGUGCCGUGAUGGGUGGUAAUAGUCAUUGUGUGGCGGCGGCGGCGGCGGCCAUUAGUGCUUCUCCGACUUCAUCGAAAGGAACACAGCAAGUCCAUAUCCACCGUUCAAUUUCUCUCCCGGUGGUGAAUAAAGAAGGGAGCAACCGCAAAGUGGAAGCUUUCUUCCGGGUCAUUCCAUCAACGCCUUGUUUGAAGGAAGCAGAUUCCAUUGCUUCAUCCACUAUUCCGGCGGGAGAUUCUGCAGAAGCGAAUGAGGAUGGCGGUGAGGACAUAGCUGAAGAAGAGGCGGUUUGCCGAAUCUGCUUAGUCGAAUUGUGCGAAGGGGGCGAGACGCUGAAGAUGGAAUGCAGCUGCAAAGGUGAAAUGGCACUUGCUCACAAAGAAUGCGCCAUUACAUGGUUCAGUAUCAAAGGAAACAAAACGUGUGAUGUCUGCAAACAGGACGUCCGCAAUCUCCCUGUCACUCUACUCCGUAUUCAAAGCAUUAGAAACCCAAUUUCUGUUGCAACUAUGCUCACUGAAAUGGAAAUAAAUGGACACAGGGUCUCACAAGAAGUGCCCAUUCUUGUCAUAGUAAACAUGCUUGCAUACUUUUGUUUUCUUGAACAGCUGCUGGUUGGAAAGAUGGGUACUGGGGCAAUUGCUAUAUCACUGCCCUUCUCUUGUGUACUUGGCCUCCUUGGGUCUAUGACAUCUUCCACAAUGGUAUUGAAAAGAUUUGUAUGGGUGUACGCAUCAGUCCAAUUUGCAUUUGUGGUGCUAUUUGCACACAUUUUCUAUUCUCUGGUUCAUGUGCAAGCAGUUCUUUCGAUUCUUCUCUCAAUAUUUGCAGGCUUUGGUGUGGUAAUGGGUGGAAGUUCCAUUCUUGUCGAGUAUUUCAGAUGGUUAAGAAGGCAUCGUACUUUGCCUCCUCCAGGCCGGUGGGCGUAAAUGUUUGGUCUCGCCGUUAAUAGAUUUAUUGCUUUGAUGUAUAAGUGGUGUGCGAAAUAUAUACGGAGCGCGCAACAUGUUCACUAUGGAGCAUGUACGUUGGCAUAUAAAUGACCCGGAUGCUCUCACAUUUUUAGAUGAGUGAAUCUUGACCAUGUAUCAUGUCAAUGUGCUCUGUAGUGAGCACGUUGGCGACUUGGUAUGCUCUAUAUAUUUAGUCGAGUGGUGUGCAUUAUACAAAAGCGUAAAUAUCAAUUUUGGUCAAACGACUUUGGUGCAUGUAUAGGCUCCUGACCCUAUACCUUUUGGUCUUUCGUCCACACUUCCUGACUUCCCCAACGAAAAUCAACAUGAAUGAUUAUGAGAUGUAUGCUCUCAAGCUAGGACAUCUAUAAAUAAUACAUUUCAACGAUACAAUUUAGGAAAUUUUUGUCACAUGUCAUCUUCUCAAGCAAUGGUUCUAAUUCUCUACUUAAUUGAUUCUAAUUCUCUUCCGAAUUAGAGCAACCGCAAUGCUUCUUCUGUCUAGUGAAGGUAAACUAUGCCAUUUGUCAAACAAGUAUAAGACUUUCUAGGCAUAGUGGAGUGACUAGGCAUUCAAUUAAAAAUGGAGCCUCCAAUGCUUAUAGUCUCAAACCCUAAUUUUUUACCUUGUAUAUUACCCGUAGUAUUACUUCCUCCACCGAUUGUCAUAUAAAAUUCAACUUUUCUCCCUAAAUUACCGAUCAGAUCUGCUCGUCUUCCAUAUAUACUUCGUUUCUUUUCUCUGUUUUUUCAUUUGUCCGUCUCUUUCUAUAGCUCUCUCCUCCUUCCCCUGUUUGUGUCAUCGCGUGGAGAGGAGAGGACACUUAAUUUUCUUCCUCUGUGAUUUCUAUUUCUUCUUCCCUAUUAUAAUUGCGAAGUAUUUUUUUAUUCUCUGACCGAAGUUGCAGCUUGUGGUGCAUGUUUUGAUAGGAGUUGGACGCCGAUCCUUUGACUGUGCAAGCCCCUCGAGAUUCCGGCAGUUUGUUUUUCGCGGUGAUAUGUACACAUCAGCGAGUGAAAUUGGCUUUCCACAGGCACAUUACUCGUAAAACAUGCGUGGUGUACACAAAAUAUGUACACUUUUUUUGUACACUUGUAUGUCCUGCAGACAAGUUGUCUGUCCACCAAUAUUGAUGGUGUUUACCUUUUUUUGCCAACUCACCAUAACCGAAUACGAGACUACAUGCAUUGGAAGCAAAAUACAAUACACAAUGUCUUAAUUGCUGGCA
Molecule: messenger RNA, 3186 nt
Organism: Cuscuta europaea
Lineage: Eukaryota; Viridiplantae; Streptophyta; Magnoliopsida; Solanales; Convolvulaceae
Source: the annotation of a GenBank genome assembly